Messenger RNA from Candida tropicalis MYA-3404, 1611 nucleotides. RefSeq names its product serine/threonine protein kinase. The transcript has a single exon. The coding region runs from base 1 to 1611 and encodes 536 amino acids. NCBI's taxonomy places the organism in Eukaryota, Fungi, Ascomycota, Pichiomycetes, Serinales, Debaryomycetaceae. The record is from RefSeq and is a predicted model, not a curated record. Gene Ontology annotation, cellular component: cytoplasm. Gene Ontology annotation, biological process: autophagy; peptidyl-serine phosphorylation. Gene Ontology annotation, molecular function: ATP binding; protein serine/threonine kinase activity.
AUGUCACAUCCCAAUUUAAAGAUUCAAAUACCAAAUCAUCAUAUUAACAAUCAACAACAACAACAACAACAACAACAUCAUCAUCACCACCAUCAAAUUUCACAACCAGAUAAUAUCGAUGACUUUAAAACUUCAGUACUUCGACGCAACUCUAUGCGGAAUCUAGGGGAACCCAUCUCAAUACCUACCCCGACAAAUCCUUUAAAUACAUCCUCCGCUUUAUUAAAUCCUAAUCCUGAUGGCACUACAUUAAGUUUAUCAACUUCUGGCUCAAUAUCAAAUGCUAUUCCAAUAGAAAAGUUGACUCAACUCCCUACCCCUAUUAUAAAAUCAAAACCAUCUUUUACCACACACAACAAUAAUUUGAACAACAAUAGUUUUUACACUCAUGAACAAAGCCUGUAUCACUCAAAUUCCCAUCUUUCAUCUUCCCUAGAACGCCCAAGAAUAACAUCAGAAUUUAGACCUAUAACUCGUGCUCAGAGUUUGAAAACACCAAGAAAGAGAAUUGUUUCAGAUUCCAUCACUUUACCAUCAUCAUCGUCCGAGUCAUCCUCAGCAGUUGCACCUUCUUCUAGUGAAGGAAAAGAAAUAUCUAUAGAUCUUCAGGAUAUAAUAAUUAGAGGAAAACCUUUGAAGUCGAUCGAGGGUGUUAUCGGGAAUGGUAAUUUCAGUACCGUGUUUUUAGGUAGAACGAUCGAAGAUGAGAUGGUUGCUAUUAAAGUUAUUUCAACUCCAGAUGAAUUCAUUUCUAGAGAGAUUGAUAUCUUGAAGAGAUUAAAUCAUCCUUCUAUCAUUAAAAUGUUGGAUUAUUCACUAAACAAUAAUGAUGAACAAGGUCAUAUUAUAUUUAACUAUUGUCAGGGAGGAAGUUUAUUGCAUUUUUUAGUGGAUCAGAAUUUUGAGUUUUUACAAAAUCCGCUAAUCUUAUGGAGAUAUUUGAAGUGCAUUAUUGCAGAAAUGAUCAUCCUGGUUGGUUAUCUUCAUCUGAAUAAUAUAAUUCAUCGAGAUUUGAAAUUGGAAAACAUCUUGUUGACUCAUUCUCCAGAAGAUGUGUUGCACCAUUUGCAAAAUCACGACAACAAUUUCCCCUUCCCUUUAAUUAACUUAAGUGAUUUUGGUUUAUCCAGAGUUUUAGCGGAUCCUGACGAAUUGUUGACCACUAGAUGUGGUUCAACUGAUUACGUUGCUCCGGAAGUUAUCAUGGGUUUAAAUUAUAGUGGUUUCCUAAGCGACAGUUGGUCCUUGGGGGUUUGCAUUUAUUCAAUGUUAGAAAAUAGAUUACCAUUUGAUCCAGCUCCAACCAAUUCCGCAGGUUCUACUACAGGUUCGUCGCCGAAAGGUUCCCCAACAGUCAUGAAAAGAAGAAGAUCUAGAAAUAAUACCGGUUAUAGAAUUGCCAUGAUUGAUUGGGAAUGGUAUAAACUUGAAGAGAAUUUAAAAGAUGAUUCCAUUGAUGACGAAAUUAAAACCAUUUGGUUGCAAUUAAAAUCAAUCGUUGAGAGCGUAUUGGUUAGAAAGGAAAAGAGAAUCUCCAUUUUAGAAAUGUUACAAAAGGAAGAAUUCAAAUGGAUCAAAGAUUGUGUUCCAGAUUUUAUUUUUAAUGCAUAA